This is a messenger RNA of Aptenodytes forsteri (emperor penguin), 738 nucleotides long. It is a transcript of the gene POLR2E, whose product is annotated as RNA polymerase II subunit E. Gene Ontology annotation, molecular function: DNA binding; DNA-directed RNA polymerase activity. Bases 36 to 404 code for a protein of 122 amino acids. NCBI's taxonomy places the organism in Eukaryota, Metazoa, Chordata, Aves, Sphenisciformes, Spheniscidae. The transcript has 6 exons. The record is from RefSeq and is a predicted model, not a curated record. Gene Ontology annotation, biological process: DNA-templated transcription. Gene Ontology annotation, cellular component: RNA polymerase III complex; RNA polymerase II, core complex; RNA polymerase I complex.
CAGAGGAGCCCAAGGUCGGGAUAAAGACGAUCAAGAUGUACUGCCAGAGGAUGCAGGAGGAGAACAUCACCAGAGCGCUGAUCGUGGUGCAGCAAGGCAUGACCCCCUCGGCGAAGCAGUCCCUGGUAGAUAUGGCUCCCAAGUACAUCCUGGAGCAGUUCCUGCAGCAGGAGCUCCUGAUCAACAUCACGGAACACGAGUUGGUCCCGGAGCACGUUGUCAUGACAAAGGAAGAAGUGACUGAGCUACUGGCCAGAUAUAAGCUGAGAGAGAACCAGCUCCCGAGGAUACAGGCCGGGGAUCCUGUGGCCCGGUACUUCGGAAUAAAGCGUGGUCAGGUAGUGAAGAUCAUAAGGCCGAGCGAGACUGCGGGCCGCUACAUCACCUACAGGCUGGUGCAGUAAUCUGGAGCUAUCGGGUGUGGAAGAGUUGUGUGACACCUCGCGAUCCUCCCAUCCACCGGCAAUUUACAGACGUGCUGAGACGUCUGCCUUUUCAUAGAUGGCCAAGAAAAUUCUCUUUCCGUGUUGCCUCUAUGCAGUUGUGUUACUUGGCCUAAUUCCUUGUUUUCCAGCAUGGACUUUGCUGUAACUCCUUGCUCUUCGCUAAGGACUCGUGCCAUGGAAGUAACCUGAAGCAACUGAUUUGUGCAGGGAGGAAGCGAGUGGAAAAAGGCUUUUGCUUUCCUAUUUUAUUUAUAGGAUCUUACUUUUAAUAAAGGUUUGUACUCUCGCUGUU